GAAAACGCCCUUUGAAUUGGCUUGGGGUUAUCAUCAGUCGACACAAAUCUGUCAGGGUGGACCCAUGGUGAACAUUAACCAAGCCACCGCUGUGCUUUUCAAAGAGGGUCCUUUGAUCAAUUCGAUGUGUCAACUAUUCAAAGUCGAAUCUGCUGACCAGAUAAGGUUGGAUCAUAGAAACAUCAGAAUGCUCGAUGAUUUAACUUAUAUACGAGUUGAGACAACUUAUCGCGGUUACUCUUGCCCUCUUACCAUCAGGAGCUUCACUUCUCAAUCGGCUGGCCAGCUUUAUUUCCACGAUGGAAAUAGGCGAAUAAGUGUCGCUGAUUAUUUCGUCGCGCAUUACAAAAUCCAUCUAAAUUAUCCACAUUUACCUUGUGUUGAAUAUGGUACGCAGCGUUACGUACCCGUUGAGCUGUGUCACAUUUUGCCUAAUCAGCGCAAUCAACGAAAAUUACGCGAUGAACUGAUCAGAAUCGUAAGUGACCAUUUAAGAGGCCAGACACCAGAUAUAAGAUGUGAUGAUACAAAGGUUUUGGCUGAAGCUGUUUCUCGUCAAUGCAACAACAACAAUGGAUUUAACAUUCAAUUGGUACCCAAUCAAGUUGAGGUUGAAAGUCGCAUUCUACCCGCACCAAAGCUUAGCUAUUCUAAUGAUAGACAAUUCCAACCCAUAGAAGGUGAUUGGGAUAUGAUAAAAAGUCGUAAAACAUUUCUGGCACCGAUCGAGUUGAAAAGAUGGGGACUGAUUGUUCUUGAUGAGCGGAAGAUAGAUGGUCAAAUCUGUGCUCGAUUUGUUGAUUGUCUAAAUAAAGUUGGAAACUUGCUUGGAACUUUAAUCGACCAACCAUUAAUUACCGUUUUAAAUAUAAGGAUCCAAGAUUUGGAAAAACAUUUCGAUUAUUUGAAAGAGCGAAAUGCCCAAUUGAUUUGUGUCAUUAUGCCAGAAAGAGCUGAAUAUUACAGUCGCGUCAAACAUUAUGGUGAUCAAGUCCUUGGAAUCCCAACUCAAGUGGUCUUAUCCAAACAUUAUAAUAUUCAUGCCCAUUUUCAUAAACUCUUUGACAAUUCGUAUCUUUCCAAUUUACUAUUGAAAAUCAACUUGAAACUUGGUGGAUGCAAUUUAAAAUUGAACGAGGCUUCAGUUAUUAAUAACAGAUGCUCAAUUCUGACGAGAAAAACAAUGGUUGUUGGAAUCGAUGUCAAUCAUCCUUCACCAGGUGAAAACAGUUGCUCAAUCGCCGCUGUAGUUGGCUCUAUUGACGAAGAUUUCAGUCGAUAUCGAACUGUGAUCGAAGCUAAUGCUGAAAGAGAUGAAAUCGUUCGGGUCGAUCAGAUGAUUGUUCCCAUUUUGAAAAAAUUCAAAAGUUCAAGAGGUUUUGAUCCUGAACACAUUAUUGUUUAUCGAGAUGGAGUCUCAGAAGGACAAUUCGCCCAUGUCAUGGGCUACGAAAUUCUACCGCUUCAUAAGGAACUUUCUAAACUUCCUAAACCCCCUCAGUUGACCUACAUUAUUGUCCAAAAACGACACAACACUCGAUUUUACUCGAAAAAUCCAGCCAAUCGGAGCGUCAAGACACAAAAUAUACUACCAGGUUCUGUUAUUGACACAGAAAUUUGUCAUUAUAAGUGGUUCGACUUUUAUCUUUGCAGUCAAAAAGCACUUAUUGGAACUGCUCGUCCAGGAAAAUACACUGUCCUCUGGAAUUCGAGCCCUGCCCUUGCCGAUGACCUGCAAAUGGCCACUUAUUACCUUUGCUACUUGUUCGCUCGAGCAACAAAAUCGAUCGCCGAUCCAGCCCCAGCCCGUUAUGCCCAUCACGCUGCCGCUCGUGGAAAACUUCAUUUUCGAGAGCUGGUCAAUAGAGGACAAGUCCAACAGAACGAAAUCAACAUUCAUCUCAACAACGCUCUUAAUGUUGAUGAAAAUUUGCGAAAUAUUCUCUACUUUAGUUGAACGUCGAUCGAUGGCACUUUUUAAGAUGACACUUGAUUCGAUAUCAAAUUUCCUACUUUCUUAAUCUCCAAUGAUUAAUUUAAAUUUCAUGACCUUAUCUUUUGACUCCAUUUAUAUUUUAACUUUUUCAAAAUUAUUUCGCUUAUUUACUAAAUAAAAGUUUUACUUUAUUCACAAUUAAAACAACAAA
Messenger RNA from Panonychus citri (citrus red mite), 2147 nucleotides. RefSeq names its product protein argonaute-3-like. The record is from RefSeq and is a predicted model, not a curated record. The coding region runs from base 65 to 1957 and encodes 630 amino acids. The transcript is spliced from 2 exons. Gene Ontology annotation, molecular function: protein binding; RNA binding. NCBI's taxonomy places the organism in Eukaryota, Metazoa, Arthropoda, Arachnida, Trombidiformes, Tetranychidae.